GCUGUGAUUUGCUUUUCCUCGACCUCCGCUACGACAAUACGCGGUAGCCUGCGUUCUUGUUUCGGGGUGGACUGUUGUCGUCUUAAUCUGUAAAGGAUUAAGGCCAUUCUAAAAUCGGGAUGAUACCUUCAGUUGGGCGGUUCUUUAAUUUUGCGGGUUGAGGCUACAGUUAUUCUGACAAGUUUUGAGCGGUGUUCAACACGAACUGGGGAGGUUAAUAGUUAAUUCGCCGCGGGCAAGGUUGACGACCCUUGUUUGUGUUUGCGUUAGGCGGGUUCUCGUCAGAAGACUGUCUGGUUUACGUGCCCCUGGUGGUACCACAGUCAUCAUGGAGGCCCAGAGGGUUACCGUACCGGACGUGGAGACGCCGGCGGGGCGACUGCAGGGGCACGCCCGAGAAACUCCCGUCCUGACCUGCGGCACUCUCGACGAGUUGGCAGGGAGGAGACUCUACUUCAAAUGCGAGAAUCUUCAGAAGUCUGGCUCCUUUAAGUUCCGCGGGGCUUACAACGCCAUCUCCCGUCUCCUGAGCUCGACCAAUCAGAACCCGCCUCCAGUGGUGACGCACAGCAGCGGGAACCACGCAUGCGCGCUGGCCCUGGCUGCGCACCAGCUGGACGUCACUGCGCAUGUGGUGAUGCCGCGCACCGCGCCCCAGUGCAAGAAGGAAACCGUCCGGGGGUACGGCGGGAAGGUGAUCGAGUGCACGCCGACAGAACAGGCCCGAGUAGAGACCAUGGAGCGGAUCGCAGCGGAGACGGGAGCAGUCUACAUCUCCUCCAGUCAGCACCCUGACGUCAUAGCCGGGCAGGGCACCAUGGGACUGGAGCUCCUGCGCCAGGUCCCAGAGUUGGACGCGGUCAUCACGCCUGUAGGCGGCGGAGGAAUGCUGGCGGGUGUGUCUCUGGUGAUGAAGUCCUUAAACCCUCACGUCCGGGUUUACGGAGCGGAGCCGGAGCUCGCAAACGACGCCGCGACGUCACUGGCGAAGGGAGAGAGAUGCCCCUUAUCCUAUUACCCAGACACCAUUGCGGACGGGCUCAGAAUAAACAUGGGACCAGUUGCGUGGCCGUACAUUCGGGAAAACGUGGAUGACAUAAUCUCCGUCACCGAGGAAGAAAUAAAGAACGCCAUGACACUGAUCUGGCAGAGGAUGAAGCUUGUGGUGGAGCCCUCGGGAGUGGUGGGCGUGGCCGCGGCUUUGAGUGACAGCUUCAAGGCACGAGAGGAGCCAGCAAAGAACGUUGCCGUCAUCCUUUCCGGCGGGAACCUGGAUUUGCUGAAGCUUCCCGAUCUUCUGUCCGUGUCAGAACACGUAUAACUGUUACAGAACUGUCUACUAAAUUCGUGAUGAUUAUUUGUUAGCAUGAAAGUUCAUCUGUGUUGGUAGAAUACAUUAUAGAGAAUUGCUAAACUUUCAUUCCAACACA
This is a messenger RNA of Branchiostoma floridae (Florida lancelet), 1430 nucleotides long. Its product is annotated as serine racemase-like. The transcript is spliced from 6 exons. Gene Ontology annotation, molecular function: ATP binding; serine racemase activity; L-serine ammonia-lyase activity. Gene Ontology annotation, biological process: D-serine biosynthetic process; L-serine metabolic process; pyruvate biosynthetic process. Bases 329 to 1321 code for a protein of 330 amino acids. The record is from RefSeq and is a predicted model, not a curated record. Lineage: Eukaryota; Metazoa; Chordata; Leptocardii; Amphioxiformes; Branchiostomatidae.